AUGAAUACAUUUAACCUGUUUACAAAUGCUACCAAUACGGUUGCAGAUCAAGUUACACAUGUGGCUACAAAUGUCUUAAAAGCCGUUAUACCAGAUUUUGCACUUCGGGUUCUUGAAUAUAUUUAUCCGUCAGAAAAAAUGAUCAAGCCAGUAGAGAAGUUUGAAACUUUGGCAAUUGUUUCACUUGAAGAUGCUGUAAAACCACUGAUUGAACUUGUUCCUGAGGUUUUAGAAAUGGUUACCGUCGUAAAAGAGAAAUGUGCUGAACCAAAAGAAGGUUUAACAACGGAUGAAUCUGCUGCAAUUAUGCUUUAUUCAAUGGAAUGGCAACCCAGAGAAAAAUCAUUUUAUAUUAUUCUUAACAAUACUUUACGAAGCGAAGAUCAAGAGAAAUUGAAACCUUGGGAUCUUUAUAUAAAAUUAUUUGUUACGUCACUUGAAAAAUUACCAUCAGCGUCUCAAACUAUUUAUCGAGGUGUGAAAUCGGAUUUGAGUGCUCAAUAUCCUCAAGGUAAAAUAUUUGUUUGGUGGGCAUUUUCAUCAUGUACCAGAUCAGUACAAGUACUUCAAUCGGAACAAUUUCUUGGAAAAACUGGAGCAAGAACUUUAUUUGCUAUUGAAUGUAAAGCUGGAAAGGAUAUUCGGCAACAUUCUUUAUUUCCAACAGAAGAUGAAGUUUUACUUAUCGCUGUUAGGAAAUUGCAAGUAGCCUCAUGUUUGGAUUCAGGAAAUGGUCUUUUUAUUAUUCAAUUGAAAGAAGUUGAUUCAGACCAUCCUCUUCUCGGGACUUCAACUGGAACAAAUUCAUCGGUGUCAUCGGCUUCCGGCGGGCAGUCAAACAAUGCAUCUCAUAAAUCGGAUAAUGCCACAUCACUCCCAUUCGGACUUUCAAAUAUUCAUGCACGAAAAUUUUUCUAA
Molecule: messenger RNA, 918 nt
Organism: Didymodactylos carnosus
Lineage: Eukaryota; Metazoa; Rotifera; Eurotatoria; Philodinida; Philodinidae
Source: the annotation of a GenBank genome assembly